Molecule: messenger RNA, 354 nt
Organism: Racocetra fulgida
Lineage: Eukaryota; Fungi; Glomeromycota; Glomeromycetes; Diversisporales; Gigasporaceae
Source: the annotation of a GenBank genome assembly
AUGCGUCCCUUAUUAUAUUAUAAUUGUAAAAAUCUUGAAAUAGGUAAUCUUAAAGGUUUAACUGAAGAUGAACCUAUUCCUGAACGAUAUGAGAGAUAUUGGAGAUCUUAUGCUUUAUUUCGACGUACAUUUAUCGUCUUGACCGCUGUUUGGGGUUUUGGUUUACUUCUUGAUGUUCCUGUCCGUAUUCUUAUUAUUUACAAAACAAAAACGAUUGAUGAAACUGUUUAUAUUGGAAAUGUUGUUAUUGGUAGUUGGACGGGCUGUAUACUUUUAUUUACCAUAGUUUAUUCCAGAUGGAUGCAAAAAUUAAGUCAAAAACGAGAAGCAGAGGCUGCUGCUGCUGCUUCUUAA